AUGAUUAGCACAUCGCUCUAUUCCUUUUCCUCAAAAGAUGCUGUUUCUGUCGCUCUGAAUUCUCUGAUUGAGCGUCUGUCUGCAGAUGCCAUUUCCAAGCGAGGCGUAUUCACUAUUGCAGUGUCUGGCGGAUCGCUUCCAAAGAUUCUUGCUGCUCACCUUUGUCAUAACAAGUCCAUCGACUUUUCCAAAUGGCAUGUCUUGUUUGCAGAUGAACGGUGUGUUCCUCUAUCUCAUCCCGACUCCAACUAUGGUGCAUGCAAGGCUGCUCUUCUUGAUUUGAUUCCUGCUCAUCAAGUCACUACCAUCUCUGAAUCCCUUUUGUCUGAUCCUGAAGCCGCUGCUGCUGAUUACCAAUCCAAACUGAUCUCUGCUGUCAAGGAUACUGCUGAGGGUAUACCCAGAUUGGAUGCAUUGUUGCUUGGUAUGGGUCCAGAUGGUCAUACUUGUUCGUUAUUUCCGGGUCAUAUGCUGCUGGAUGAACAUACCAAGCUGGUUGCUGCUAUUCACGACUCUCCCAAACCACCCUCCACUCGCAUUACGCUCACUUAUCCUGUCGUCAAUGCUAGCCACAAUGCCAUUUUUGUUGCUACAGGUGAAGAAAAGGCUGACAUAUUUCAUCGCAUGGUAGAUCUUGCUCAAGAUUUUCCUAGUCGUAGAGUCAAACCAACAUCUGGUAACUUGUACUGGUUUUUAGAUCAUGCUGCUGCCAGCAAACUCACCACUCCUACCAAGUCGUUUCAACUGUAG
This is a messenger RNA of Batrachochytrium dendrobatidis JAM81, 750 nucleotides long. RefSeq lists its product as uncharacterized. NCBI's taxonomy places the organism in Eukaryota, Fungi, Chytridiomycota, Chytridiomycetes, Rhizophydiales. Gene Ontology annotation, biological process: carbohydrate metabolic process; pentose-phosphate shunt. The transcript is spliced from 2 exons. Bases 1 to 750 code for a protein of 249 amino acids. Gene Ontology annotation, molecular function: 6-phosphogluconolactonase activity. The record is from RefSeq and is a predicted model, not a curated record.